Messenger RNA from Protopolystoma xenopodis, 2709 nucleotides. The record is from the annotation of a GenBank genome assembly. Lineage: Eukaryota; Metazoa; Platyhelminthes; Monogenea; Polystomatidea; Polystomatidae.
GCGUCGGGAGCUGUCCUUUUCGUCUCGGUGACGGUCUUGUUCGGCCUGACUUGCUAUCGAGUGCGUCGGUCGAAGCGUCGGGCCGGGCCCAAGAGCGACGACCGCCAGUCGUCGCCUCUUCCCUCCCAACUGGCCCACAUGGAGACGGGCAAAGUGUCCGCGAGUCCAGGCGAGCCCGGCCUCUGUCGGUCGUGUCGUCCGCUGCCUCGAGACGUCGGGCCUGCCUACACCGCAGCCAAGUACCCCUCGUCCGUGUGGCUGCGUCGUCAACGCGUCUGCUCCCAGUGGGUCUGCCAGGCGGCUCAGUGUCUGGCCAUCUUCCUGCUCCUCAUCCUCCUCAUGAUCGCCUCGGUGCUCGGCGCCAUCACCACCUGUCAGCUCUACUACAACCUGGCGACCGAGGCGCACUACAACGCCUCGGUCGGCCUCUUAACUCCCGUCGAGUUGGCCAGCACCCGCGUCGACUCGCAUCACCUGUUGCCCAGUCUCUUCUUCGCCCUCUCCAGCCUGCGCCAGUACCUGACGGAGUUUGUCUCGCGCACUCGCGUCGCCACCAAGUCGGCCGUGGACCAGUUGAUAGUGGCCACGCAACACAUGCAGAACGACACGACGCUCAGCUUCAAUCAGCUCCUCUCGCAUCGUCUCGGCAUCGUGGACACCUUCCAGUUGGGCCGGCGUCUGGGCGGUCAAGUGAUCACGAUGAUGCAGGCCUGUCAGGCCAUUGUCAGCUCGACGGCCGCCUUCAAGAGCCAUCGCAACCGACUGACCGAAUUGAUGCCGACUCUGGCCAAGACGGUGAACCAGGUGGCCCUCGUCGAGUCCGUCUGUCCGGCCAAGUGUCAGCAGUUGUCGCGCCGCCUGCAAAGCCUCACGCCCGGGCUGCAGGAAGCUGAUGAGUUCACGUUCGCCGUCGCUUUUCUCUUCGUCACACGCAACCAGACCCCGGCCACGGUUCAGGCCGAGCUGGCCGAGGGCGAGCGCAUCUCCGAGGCGCAGUUGGCCAGAACUCACGAACGCAUGCGUCGGGAACUCGACAUCCCCGGCUCCAUCCAUCGCCUCGUCGACAUGCAAUGGGCCGACCUCGAGGCCGGUCUGGUCGGGGCGGUGGCCAGCAUCGAGGCGACGGCGCGUCUCCUGCAGCUGCGUCUGCAGCCCGGCCUGCGCCACGCCUCGGGCGGCCUCCUUCUGGCCGGCUGCCUGCUUUGGCUAUUCACUCUCCUGCAGGCCGUCACGGUUGGCUGGCUCGCCUGCCACUACCACUGCGUCCCGGUCGGCCUGUCCCGGCGACUGCGUCGGCGCGUCCGCCUCGCCGGCGCCCUCGGUCUCCUCCUCCUUCUCGGGCUGCUUCUGCUCGCCACCCUUCUCUUCCUCACCGCCGGCUACGCCUCCACCGAGGUCUGUCGCUACCUCUUGCCUGAACGCAGUAGCCUCCUGCCCACCGUCGACCCGAAUCGUGCGCCCCACUCGCCGGUCGUCUGGAGGCAACGUCGUCUCGUCCUCGACGUCUACCUCGACCGCUUUAUCGACCAGCAUUGGACGUCCCUGCAGAGCUUAACUGACCGUCUGCAACGCUCGAUGGCCGGCGCAAACGCCUCUGGCCGUCCCUUGCUGCCGCUGCCGCACGUCAGGAGUCCGAUUCGUGGGUUGGCCAUCGCCUGUCGCCAUGACAUCGGCAUCCUUGACGCCUUGGACGCAAUUCGCGACUUCAAUUUCACCUCUUUGAAUAGACCUGAACUCUCCGAUCGGUUUGUGCGAGUGGGACGUCAGAUUUUGAUCGACUCGCUCAACGAGCUCGAGCCUCGGCAACUGUUUCCGGCCGAGAAAGAACAGCAAAUCCAUCAGAUGGCCAGUCUCGACAUGUUUCUGUCGGAGAACUUUACGCAACUCAAGCACUCUUUGCCUUGGCAUAUUUUGUACGAGAACAUAACCACCGCCGACCGCCUCACCGCUCUGACCGGAGCCCAGUUCGCCCAACUCUGGAGCGAUUAUCGCGCCAGCCUGACCAACGAGGCUGACCUCGGCGACCGGUUGGCCGGACUGGAAGCGAGCGGCCAGAGCGUGCAACAGUUGGUGCAAGCAAUGUCCGAGUCGCUGGUCAAGACGGCCGGCGACCUCGACAGUCUGGCCAGCAUCGAGAAGAUAGCUCCACUCGCCAGUCAACUGCAGGAGAGCAUCGGCCGACUCAAGUCGCGGCUGGACAACAAAACGGAGCUGCUGGCCUUCGCAACCGACCUUUUCGACUCGGACAUUGCGGCCAGCACGCCGGCCAACGCGGCCAGACUGAUGAGCCUCCACGGGCCGGACAUUAUGCGUCCAGUUGGUCAGUGUCGGAGGCUGUACGACGCUUACACCGCGGGCACUCGAGCCGUGUGCACCGGCCUCGUGGCCGGCCUCAACGGGCUCUGGCUCUGCACAGGACUCUCCUUCCUCUUUGGCCUGGCCAGCCUCGGCUUGGCGCUGCUCCUUCUGCUCGAGGAGAAGCCGCUCCUUCAGCUCCGCCAGCCCCUCGGGCCAUCGCAACCGCCAAAGCUCGCCUCGCCCGCUGCAGAAGCCGAGGCCAGUCAAGCCGCCGGCCACGCCGCAUCCUCGCCGCCCGGCACCCUGGUCCAGGAGUCGAGGCGACGCAGAGCCAGAAUGGCCGAGGCCCAGAUUACGUCUGCCUCAACAGGACCCAAUGAGUCGUCUGCUCUAUCCUCGGCCGACGCCUAG